This is a messenger RNA of Olea europaea var. sylvestris, 1895 nucleotides long. RefSeq names its product shaggy-related protein kinase NtK-1-like. Gene Ontology annotation, molecular function: protein serine/threonine kinase activity; ATP binding. Gene Ontology annotation, biological process: protein phosphorylation; signal transduction. The transcript is spliced from 14 exons. The record is from RefSeq and is a predicted model, not a curated record. Lineage: Eukaryota; Viridiplantae; Streptophyta; Magnoliopsida; Lamiales; Oleaceae. Bases 162 to 1391 code for a protein of 409 amino acids. Gene Ontology annotation, cellular component: cytoplasm.
CGGGGGGUUUAACGCGAGAAACGACGGCUAAGGCACACAUUUCUCUCUCUGCUCGGGUGAUGGUGUUUUCAUAUAUCUUGGCAUCAACAAAACAAUCGGAGUGAGCCACCGAUUAUAAUCGGUGCCUGCUCCGUCUCUUCCUUAAGAUUCUAAUUCCAACGAUGACUUCAGUGGGUGUAGCACCUACUUCUGGCUUGGGGAAAUCCAGCAGCCAUGCAGCGGGGGUUGAUACAUUGCCUGAGGAGAUGAAUGACAUGAAAAUCGGGGAUGACAAGGAGGUGGAAGCGACUGUUGUUGAUGGUAAUGGGACUGAGACAGGACACAUAAUAGUAACUACUAUUGGUGGUCGAAAUGGCCAACCAAAGCAGACAAUCAGUUACAUGGCUGAACGAGUUGUUGGUCACGGAUCAUUUGGAGUAGUGUUCCAGGCUAAAUGCUUGGAGACAGGCGAAACAGUUGCGAUAAAGAAAGUUCUUCAAGAUAAGAGGUAUAAGAACCGAGAGUUGCAAACCAUGCGUCUUCUUGACCACCCAAAUGUUGUCUCUUUGAAGCAUUGCUUCUUCUCUACAACUGAAAAGGACGAAUUAUAUCUUAACCUGGUACUCGAGUAUGUCCCUGAAACUGUUCAUCGUGUUAUCAAACACUACAACAAGCUGAGCCAAAGGAUGCUACUGAUAUAUGUAAAGCUUUACACUUACCAGAUUUUCAGAGCAUUAUCAUAUAUCCAUCGUGGUGUUGGAGUGUGCCACAGGGACAUCAAGCCUCAAAAUUUGUUGGUGAAUCCGCAUACGCACCAGGUUAAAUUGUGUGAUUUUGGAAGUGCCAAAGUUUUGGUCAAAGGGGAGCCCAAUAUCUCUUAUAUCUGCUCUAGGUAUUAUAGAGCACCUGAGCUUAUUUUUGGAGCGACAGAGUAUACUACAGCUAUAGACAUUUGGUCCGUUGGCUGUGUGCUUGCUGAGCUAAUCCUACGACAGCCUUUGUUUCCUGGUGAGAGUGGAGUGGACCAGCUUGUAGAGAUUAUUAAGGUUUUGGGUACUCCAACCAGGGAAGAAAUAAAAUGCAUGAAUCCUAACUAUACUGAGUUCAAAUUUCCACAAAUCAAAGCGCAUCCUUGGCACAAGAUAUUCCAUAAACACAUGCCUCCGGCAGCUGUUGAUCUUGUUUCGAGACUGCUGCAGUACUCUCCUAGUUUACGUUGCACAGCUCUGGAUGCCUUGACUCAUCCCUUUUUUGAUGAGCUACGCGAUCCAAACACACGCCUCCCAAAUGGCCGUUCGCUUCCUCCAUUGUUCAAUUUCAAGCCUCAUGAGUUGAAGGGCGUGCCAAUUGAGACCCUGCUGAAGUUAAUUCCCGAGCAUGCCAGAAAGCAAUGCCCCUUCCUGGGGUUAUGAACCUUCAAAAUAUGCUUCAUUGACAGCUUGAUAGUCUGUGGCAAAACCAUGUUGCACCACUAUUUACAUCAGAAUGUAGCUGAAAAUAAAAUAUCGAGACAAUGAAGAAUCUCAGUCAAGUAGGAAAGAUAAUGAAUUGUCAUCAUUUGAGAUUCAAAUUGUCCAGAGUUGAGAAGCAAGAAUGAGAGUAAGAAUACGUGCCUGUUUAGUCGUCAUUUUUUGCCCGGAGAAUUCAUUUUUUACCGUCGAAGUGUGCCCACUUUCCUGUAAAAAAAAGGACGCCCAUAUCAUUUGACUAUUUGAGGCCCCGCUUGGUACCUAUUUUUGUAAGAAUGAGAAUAAAAAAUAUAGUCGUUACGAGACCCACACAAGAGAUAGAAAGUCAAAUAUUAUGGCUUGAUGUGAUGGAUAACAAUCAUAUUUUUUUAUUUUUAUUGCCAAAGAAUUGGAAUGAAAAGGGGCUAAAUGUGAUUUGAUGUUGUCAAUUACCAUUUCUAUCAUUCA